AGGAGGCAUCAGGGGAGGGGGCAGGAGAUGGUGUAACAAAGGGCAGGGUGACAGCAGAGGGGCAGAUUGGGCACCCCUCAGUGUGAGCCAGACAUGAAGUGUGAGAACUGCACCAAAACGGAAUGCAGCAAAAAGAAGAAAACGGAGGGAGAAAACGCAGUGCUCUCGGAAACGCCGCCGGGGCUGGGAGAUGGAGACGAGAAAUGCGACUCUUCGCUCCACAGGCUGGUGGUGGCCUCCGUCAGCCCGCAGUCCGUGCCUUACUUCGCCAUGAAGUUCCGCCUGUCCGUCUGCGAAGCCGCUAGGAAGAUCUGCGGGUUUCUUAAAAGUCUAGGCGUCCACCAUGUUUUCGACACGACGAUCUCCGCAGACUUCAGCAUCCUGGAGACGCAGAAAGACUUCAUCCAGCGGUUCAGGCGGCAGACGCAGGACGAACACGCCUUCCCCAUGUUUGCGUCGGCCUGUCCCGGUUGGGUCCAGUACGCGGAGCGUGUUCUGGGCGACUCGGUGACGCCUCACAUCUGCACAGCAAAGUCUCCUCAGCAGAUCAUGGGAUCGCUAGUGAAGGGUUACUUCGCCUCGCACAAGAAACUGGCCCCUGACAAGAUCUUCCACCUCACCGUGGCCCCAUGCUAUGACAGAAAGAUGGAAGCCCUCAGGGAGGACUACUAUACCGAGCUGUACAACUGCCGAGACGUGGACUGCGUGCUGACGUCAGGUGAGGUGAUGCAGAUUAUGGAGCAGAGAAACAUUUCUGUCAAAGAGAUUGAAGAGUCUCCUCUAGAAAAUAUCUUCGGAGGGACAACCUGCGCAUUUGUGCGCCACGAAAGCACCAGCUCCGACGGGUACCUCGCGCACAUCUUCCGGCAUGCCGCCAAGGAGCUUUUCGGUACUGACAUCCAAGAGAUCACGUAUAAAACGCUAAAGAACAAAGACUUCCAGGAAGUGUGCUUGGAAAAAGACGGGGAGACCGUGCUGCGUUUCGCCGCCGCCUACGGCUUCCGAAACAUCCAGAACAUGGUGCUGAAGCUGCGCAAGGGGAAGUUCCACUAUCACUUCGUGGAGGUCCUGGCCUGCCCCGGAGGCUGCCUGAACGGAAAAGGCCAGGCUCAGACGGCGGACGGUAAACCAGAGCGGGCGGAGCUACAGGAGAUGGAAGCCUUGUACACCCAGGUCCCGGUUCAGAGCCCGGAGAGUAACCCGCACAUAAAGGAGCUGUACGCUACCUGGCUGGAGGGCGCCGAGUCGCAAAAAUCCAAGGAAAUGCUACACACCAAAUUCGUCCCCACAUCCCAGAACACCGCGCGGGUGGACAUGAAGUGGUGAUGCCGCGGACUCGUACUGUUUCUAUGCAAUGGGCGGGGUGGAGGCUGCCGGCAACCAGCGCAUCUUCCGCCCCCAACAGGAGACAAAAUGGCCGACGCUGCACCUUGGACAAGAGGUGGCCCCUGGAUGAACUUGGUAGCUCGCAAAUAGACUUGUUGUAGGUUCAU
This is a messenger RNA of Nanorana parkeri, 1493 nucleotides long. RefSeq names its product nuclear prelamin A recognition factor (gene NARF). Gene Ontology annotation, molecular function: lamin binding. The coding region runs from base 94 to 1326 and encodes 410 amino acids. Gene Ontology annotation, cellular component: lamin filament. NCBI's taxonomy places the organism in Eukaryota, Metazoa, Chordata, Amphibia, Anura, Dicroglossidae. The record is from RefSeq and is a predicted model, not a curated record. The transcript is spliced from 11 exons.